AUGUGUGAUACAUUUUAUGUAACACCUGCUAGUGAACUUGAAAAACUUGAAGAUUGGAAAAAACCAUUAGCAUUUCAAGCAGCACAUCAUCAUGAAAAUUUAAAUGUUCCUGAUUCAGUUGAAGUUGAAUGGCGAUUACGUGAUCGAAUGAAAACAGUUAGUGUUGCAUUAGUCAUGUGCCUUCAUAUAGGUGUUGAUCCACCAGAUGUAGUAAAAUCAAAUCCAUGUUCAAAACUUGAAUGUUGGAUUGAUCCAUUUUCAAUGACACCUCGACGAGCUCUUGAAACUAUAGCUGCUGAAUUACAACGUCAAUAUGAACGAUGGCAAUCAAAAGCUAGAUAUAAAUCAAGUCUUGAUCCAACACAAGAAGAUAUUAAAAAAUUAUGUAUGACUUUACGACGUAAUGCUAGAGAGGAACGUAUUCUAUUUCACUAUAAUGGUCAUGGUGUACCACGUCCAACAGCUAACGGAGAAAUUUGGGUAUUUAAUAAAAAUUUUACACAAUAUAUACCAUUAUCUCUAUAUGAUUUACAAAAAUGGAUGAGUUCACCAUCAAUUUAUGUAUUUGAUUGUUCUCAUGCCGGUGUUGUUCUUAAUUUAUUUGUUAAAUUUGCUGAACAAAUUGAUAAAGAACUUGAAGAAGCUCGACGAAAUAUAGUGCAAAGUACUUUCCCUACUUCUACGUCUACUCAUACAACAUCUCAAAUAGCACCACUUCUCCCAACAUCUUCACCUAUACAUGAUAUUUUACUUGGUGCUUGUAGUGAAAAUGAACUUUUACCUAUGAAUCCCGAAUUACCAGCUGAUUUAUUUACAUCUUGUUUAACAACACCUAUUAGAAUAGCAUUACGUUGGUAUGUUUUACAAAAAAAUAUAAGUCGUCUUAAUCCACAUAUUGAUCAAGAGAUGAUUGAUAAAAUACCUGGUACAGUCACUGAUCGAAAAUCAAUGUUAGGUGAAUUAAAUUGGAUAUUUACUGCUGUAACAGAUACAAUUGCAUGGAAUUCAUUACCAAAAGAUACAUUUCAACGUUUAUUUCGACAAGAUCUAUUAGUUGCUUCACUUUUUCGAAAUUUUCUUCUUGCUGAAAGAAUUAUGCGUUCAUAUGGUUGUCAUGUUUGUUCUCGACCAGCAUUACCACCUAUGUUUGAACAUCGAUUAUGGAAUGCGUGGGAUAUGGCACUUGAUUUAUGUCUUAAACAAUUACCAUCUGUAUUAAAACAGACAGAAAGUGGUAUACGUGAACCUGUCUAUGAGCCAAGUUCUUUUUUUGCUGAUCAAUUAACAGCAUUUUCAGUUUGGCUUGGUGAAAACUCUUUAUUAACAACAACACUUGAAAAAGAACAUUUAAAACAACCUGAACAAUUACCUAUUGUUUUACAAGUAUUACUCAGUCAAUCUCAUCGACAACGAGCACUUGAUUUACUUGCACGUUUUCUUGAUAUUGGUACAUGGGCUGUUCAUCUUGCAUUAUCAGUUGGUAUAUUUCCUUAUGUACUUCGCUUAUUACAAGCAACAAGUGAUGAUUUACGACCGUAUCUUGUUUUUAUUUGGGCAAAAAUAUUAGCAGUUGAUCGAGCAUGUCAAAUAGAUAUUAUACGUGAAAAAGGUCAUGAAUAUUUUAUUUCAACAUUAACUGAUAUUCGAUCAUCAAAUGGUGUUCGUGCAUUAGCUGCUUUCAAUUUAACUUGUUUAGUUGAUAAUUAUACGAAAGGACAGGAUGAAUUAUUACCAAUCAUGCCUCGUGUACUUGAUAUUUUCAAUACGCCAACAACAUAUUAUCAUGAAACAUCAGCUCUUUUUCUAUGGUCAACAUUAUUUCUUGGACAAGCUUGGCAUUUAAAUGCACAUGUUUGUGACAAAGCUGUUCUUUUUCGUGCACCAGAUACAUUACAAAGUUUACUUACUACACAUGAUUCACCUGAAGUUCGUGCUGCUUGUGCAUAUGCUUUAGGUACAUAUUUAUCAUCAUCAACAUCUGUUAAUGAAUUAAGUGAUCUUCGUAUUGAAAAAUCAAAAGAAGCAGCUACUGUACUUAUACGUUGUCUUCAUGAUGGUUCACCACUUGUUCGACAAGAAGUUCUUGUUGCUUUACAUCAUUUUUUGAAUUUACUUCCUCAAACAACACCUAUUGGUGCAAUAAAUAUUGCAAAUAGUGUUAAUCGUACUGGUAGUUCAUUAUGUAAAACUGUUUUUGAUAAAGUUACAGAAGCAAUACAAAAUGUUGCUUCAUCCGAUCCAUCACAUGAAAUGGUACAAUUAGCUGAAACAAUUCUUCAACAUUUACAAAAAUCUGUUAGUACAAAAUUUUUUCAAUGGUGUUGUAGUCGAUUUCGAGUAUCAAAUACAAUAACACGUGAUCUUGGAUCUGGUAUAUCACAACAACAUGGUGCUUCAUAUAGUGAAGAUGAAGAUGAUUGUUUUGCACGUAGUGGUCGUUAUUGGCGUAAUCAUUGUAUACGUUCAAAUCCUAGUCCAUUAGCUGAUUUUCAACAUAUGCGUGAAACUAUAUUUAAUAAUCGUAUAUCAAAUGCUGCUCCACUUGUUUUACGUCUUCAUCCAUAUGAAAAUUAUUUAACCGUAGCAAAUUCACAUGGAAAUUUGAAUUUUUAUGAUUUUGAUGGAACUCCACGUUCAAAUUCAACACUGAAGGUAGGUUCAAUAGGUUCAACAAUUAAUACAUUAGAUUAUAUUAAUGCACAUGAUCGAACAUUAAUUUGUGUUGGCACUGAUACUAGUGCUAUUCGUAUAUUUGAUGAAUCUACUCAUCGUCUUAUUUCAUCAUGGAUAGCUCUCUAUGAUCAACAUACACAUGGUCAUCCUUCUCAUCAUCAUCGUUCAACAACUAAUCCUCCUGCAACUCCUAAUACGAAUAUUUCUGUAUCACAAGCAAAAUUUGUUAUCGAUUGGAAUCAACAAUUAUGUCGUAUAUAUGCAUCAAGUUCUAAUAUUGAUUAUAUAUCUCUAUGGGAUGUUGAACGUGAACGUUGUUUAUAUACAAUGGAUACAGGACCAUCGGGUGGUAUUUAUUGUCUUAUAUCAGAUUCUAAUGGUUAUUGUGCAGCUGGUAUGGGUGAUGGUACAGUACGUUGUUUUGAUACACGUUCAAGAGAUAAUGCAAUAGCUAUUAUGCCAUCACCAACACAAUUAAAUCGUCAUUCACCUAUAGUUACAUUAAAAGCUGAUACACAUGAUGGUUUAUUAUCAAUUAGUAAUAUGGGACAAUUAAGACGAUGGAAUCUUCGAACAGGUAUCAGUGCUGAAUUACCUGUACCACAAACAUCACAACAUAUAUCAGCAGCUGAUAUUCAUUCAACAGGUAAUGUCGUAGCAUUAGCAACAUCUAAUGCUUUACAAUUUAAAACAUGUUUCGGUGAUUUACUUUUUGAUAUAAAAAAUUCGAAAUUUGCUCAAGUAUCAUGUUUAUCAUUUCAUCAAUAUCGACAAUUACUUGGUGUUGGUUUUAAAGAUGGUUCACUAUCAAUAUUUACUGGAAAGACAAAUUCCUCAGCUGUGUGA
This is a messenger RNA of Rotaria sp. Silwood1, 3519 nucleotides long. Lineage: Eukaryota; Metazoa; Rotifera; Eurotatoria; Philodinida; Philodinidae. The record is from the annotation of a GenBank genome assembly.